UUUUCAUAUCUAGGAUUACAGCCUGCUGAAGAGAUGGAAUGGAAUGAAUUUUGCAGACUAAAGGGAAAACCCCUCUGAGAUACUGGAGUAGAAACAUAAGGACUGCAGAGUGUUGGGUUACGGAGCAUUAUCCAGCAGGACCUCAGGGUCCCCCAGAAAACCUCUCGGGAAUUGCUCUUGCAUGGGUGAUCAGUAUUGUGAACUCUUCACAUGAUGCUAUAUGGAGCUUUCUGAUCUCAGAGAUCCUGAGGAAGAGGAAAAUACAAAUUAAUGGGAAAAGAGUUGUAAAUUAAAUCAGCCUUUGAAGGGAAAUAGGUUCAGUGGACACAAUGAGGAGAAUUCACAUAAAAGGAGAUGUUCUGUGCACCCUGAUCAUGUUGGGGCUACUCUGUCUGCUGUUGUAUGCCCACCAAUGCUUCACUCCCACCUGGGACACUUGGCACUUAGAGCAGGGCUCUACAAGCUCCCGUGCUCUUCUAGGGGCUCUACCAGAGAGCCAUGUGACUAAACUGGUCCCCUCUACACACCCAGAUAAGACAAAGUGCCAGUCUGAGCCUCAGUCACAUCCAAAAUCCAAACUUCAGUCUAAAUCCAAACCUAAGACCAAGACCAAAUCUAGACCCAAGUCAAAGAAAGAUGAGGGGACAAAGAAGGUUGCUCCAACAAAGGCUGCUCCUGUUUUACCCACACAACCACCUUUUGACUUUGAAGGUUACCUAAGAGAUAAGGACAACCGGGACUUCAGACUGCUGAUAGACCAGCCAGGGAAGUGCUCAGGUGAGCUUUACAUGCUCAUUACUAUCAAGUCUGUAGCAGCAGACUUUGAAAGGAGGCAGGUAGUGCGGCACACCUGGGGAAGAGAGGGUGUUCUCCAGGAUGGGCAGACAGUGAAGACUGUAUUCCUCCUUGGGGUACCCAGGAACAAGACAGCCCUGCCUUUAUGGGACCGGCUCCUUGCCUAUGAGAGCCACACCUUUGGGGACAUUCUCCUCUGGGACUUUGAUGACACAUUUUUCAAUUUGACACUUAAAGAGACCCACUUCCUCCAGUGGGUGAAUGGCAGCUGCUCCAAUGUCCAGUUUAUCUUCAAAGGUGAUGCGGAUGUCUAUGUGAAUAUAGACAACAUUUUGCAGAUGCUGAAGGGUCAGAAGCCUGACAAGGACCUCUUUGUGGGUGACAUAAUCCACCACGCCCGCCCCAUCCGCCGGCGCAGCAGCAAGUACUUUGUGCCUGAGUUUGUGUACGGCCAGACGAUGUAUCCGUCAUAUGCAGGAGGGGGAGGCUUUGUAAUGUCCGGUCACACCGCCAGGCGGCUGAGUGGAGCGUGUCAGCAGGUAGAAUUAUUCCCCAUCGACGAUGUGUUCUUAGGCAUGUGCUUAAAGAGAAUCGGAGUCAAACCGUCACGCCAUGAAGGUUUCCGUACAUUUGGAAUUGUGCGCCCCUCUGCUGCUCCCCACCUCCAGGUGUUUGACCCUUGUUUCUACAGGGAGCUGAUGGUGGUACACAGCCUGACAGUGCCACAGAUCUGGCUCAUGUGGAACCUGCUGCAUGACCCCCAACUGAGCUGUCACAGUAACCUGGCCCCCACCCCAUGGCCCUUUAAGUGGAGGGGCAAGGUACUCGGGACAACAGGACAGAAGGACUCCGAGACUACAGUGGAACAGGACUAUGAUGUUACAGUGUUUGUAAAGCAUUGAGGGCUUUGUGUCAUGUCGAUUAGAGGGACUACACUGUGAAAGAGCCAUUGGGAUAUGGAAGCUGUGAUUGAAUGUUUGGUACAGUUAUUUUUAGGUAACACAGUGGUUUUUGCUUAACAGUUUACAGCCAUGGUAAAUGUGCAUUGUCUCUAGGAAACAGUAUUUUUUUCUUAUAUUUUUCUUGGAAAAAUCCUGGAUGUAAAAACCAGUUGGUAAAUUUACUGUGGUGGUAAUGUUUUAAAAACACCCCUGCUCAAUUUAGGUACAGUAUGACUUACUUUGUUUAUUUUAUUGCACAGAGCCUCAAUAAGGUCAAUAUAGAUUGAAACGUGUGCCAGGUUGAUUUUGUGCAGUAGAAUAUACAGUUCGGCGUUGUAAAUGAAGUAUCUUUGUUUGCGUUCGUAAAUUCACUCUGAAUGUUAUGUGCACAGCACCUACUUUUUUAGUUCACAAUUAGCUACACUGAAGAUGACAAUCACCAAACCAAAGCCCAGAGUAAACCCUGAACAGUUGAGUGUGGUGUGCUUUCAUUUACAAUACUUCUGAUAAUCAGAAUCCUUACAUGGUGUUUCUUUUUAAACUUAUGUUCAGCUAUACCUCCAACUGUAGUCCAAAUGCUGUAAGUAGACGACAUGCUGUUGAUAUCAAAAUGUAAAGCAAUCAGUUAACACUGAAAUUGUCCCUGGUGGAAAACAUGUGCAUGUACUGCUUUUCUGUUCUUUAAAAUGAAAAAAAUACAACUCAAGACUUUUGUCAUAUUUAUUACAUCAACAUUUUCAUAUCCUUUUUGUACACACAGUAACAGGAUUUUUUUUUUUAUUAACAAAAUUCAGAAUGAGCAAUUUUAUAAAAUUCAAAUGUUGAGUAUGACAGUAGAUUUUAUGAGGAGCUCAUCUUAAUCACAGCAUUCUUGCAUCAUUCAGGAGCAUUGUGCAAGCUUUAAGCAGACCGUUCUGAUUCACCGUAGCAACGGUUAUUGCUUUUUAUGACAUGCUUGAUAAUGUUGAUCUACAUGUUCUUUAUUGUACAGAAGUAAAGUUAUCCAAAAUAUGACACCAGAUUCCAAUUAAUUUGAUUCACAUGUUGAAUUAAGGAUAACUCCCAUUUCCAGAACUGGGUUAAAUUGACUGAAUCCACCUAAAAUAACUACUUUGGGGAGUGGGGAUAAAACAUACAAUGUAAAGGGAGACAAUACAUAGCAUUAAUAGAGUAUUACACUCAACUGAAGUUGUUCAUUUAUAAUUACAGUCUUAAUUACAGUCAUUAAUUCAAUCCAAUGCAAAAAUAGGAUCAAUUGAGAGGAAAUAAAACAGCCAAAGCCAACAGCUGAAAAGGAAGCAUUCCUUUUCUCCUGGCAUUUAAAACAAGAUCUAUGUCCACCUGAGAUUGGGCUAACACAGCCCAGCUCAUGCUCAGCAGUAACAUUCCAGUAACGUUACCACAACAUCAGUUGUGUUGCAUUUGUUUGCUCGCUAAUAUAGAUGCAAACUCAUCUACAGUGAGUUAUAUCAGAUGCAACAAAUGUACCCGGCCGGGAUUGCAUUGCAUUGGAACUCCAACAACCAGUGUGUGUAGCUCAGGUCAUGAAGGGUUGGCCGGCGAUGACGGUCAGACUGAUGUUAAAACCAUAGUCUUGCUAUGAGAUGUUCAGUGAUAUACAUGUUUCUGUGUCCAGCAACUAGAACAAACCAAAACAAUGUAUUGUGUAUUGUGCAAAUCUUCUAAUCAGAACACCAGGGGUUGUUGAGAUGAGGAUUAGCCCUUCAUGACUGAGCUCAGGACCUGCACUGUACAUCAAGUCUUUAUUCUACAAUUUGUCAUGUUUUUUUUUGGAGCGAGAGGAAAAUGAUGGCCUAUGGGUGACAGUCAGUCGAUCAUGUUAGCUCGUCAUGCUCAGUCAUACUCAAUGCUGUUCAAUAGUUU
Messenger RNA from Oncorhynchus kisutch (coho salmon), 3620 nucleotides. Its product is annotated as UDP-GlcNAc:betaGal beta-1,3-N-acetylglucosaminyltransferase 9-like. Gene Ontology annotation, biological process: poly-N-acetyllactosamine biosynthetic process; protein O-linked glycosylation. The record is from RefSeq and is a predicted model, not a curated record. Gene Ontology annotation, molecular function: UDP-glycosyltransferase activity; hexosyltransferase activity. The coding region runs from base 330 to 1697 and encodes 455 amino acids. Gene Ontology annotation, cellular component: Golgi membrane. The transcript has a single exon. Lineage: Eukaryota; Metazoa; Chordata; Actinopteri; Salmoniformes; Salmonidae.